AUGCCACAUAUGCCUGUUUAUUUGGGUCUAAAUGCAAUGAGUAUAACAGUAACUGAAUUCUAUUACACACAUUUAUCACAAUCGAACACAUGUCACCGUCUUAUUUCAUUAUGCGUUUCAAAUGAAUUCGCUUUUGAUAAUGGACUAUGGUUAGCAUCACAUGUAUCGAAAUUCAACAAUCUUCGUCGUUUAUCCUUAAUCGACAUCAAAUGCUCUUCUUUCGAAUUGAUUAUUAAUGCAUUAUCACCCAAUACUCCUCUCAUCAUGUUUUCAAUACGAUUUACAACUUACGCUCGUGCUGCUGAAACAUUUGCCGGUGUGCCUGAAGGUGCAUAUUACCAACAAAUCUUUCGCUUAUUUCCUUAUUUACGUGUAUGCGAUCUACGUUUCUGGCGAUACAUAUACGACACUCUAGACAAUCAAAUAGUUCUACCAUUUGAUGAAGUUUUCAUGCCAAUUGAAACAAGUAUUUUUAACUUACAAUCAAUUGUAAUUCAAGAAUGUUCACCAGCCUUUCUAUCACAUUUACUUGAACAUCUUCCACAAUUGCAAGAUCUCAGCUUUGGUCUAUCUACUCCUUGGCUACCUGAUCAACAUCCACUAAUGAAUGAUGUUAGCAAGUAA
This is a messenger RNA of Rotaria socialis, 624 nucleotides long. Lineage: Eukaryota; Metazoa; Rotifera; Eurotatoria; Philodinida; Philodinidae. The record is from the annotation of a GenBank genome assembly.